Molecule: messenger RNA, 2988 nt
Organism: Cucurbitaria berberidis CBS 394.84
Lineage: Eukaryota; Fungi; Ascomycota; Dothideomycetes; Pleosporales; Cucurbitariaceae
Product: P-loop containing nucleoside triphosphate hydrolase protein
Exons: 6
Coding region: 187-2718 (843 amino acids)
Biological process (GO): translational elongation
Cellular component (GO): cytosol; ribonucleoprotein complex
Molecular function (GO): ribosome binding; GTP binding; translation elongation factor activity
Source: RefSeq, a predicted model, not a curated record
ACGCCCGCCUCUACGGCUCAUAUCAACCGCGCGCCCAUCGUCUGCCUCUGGACGACUGCAUCGCCAGAGCCAACACAUUCAUCUCGCGCCCCAUCUAUCGAAUCUGCCCCUCCUUCGUGCGGGGUAUUUGGGCACUUCCCCACCACUGAAUUUUCGUAAAAGAGAACAGUUCACAACACCGCCAAUAUGGUCAACUUCACGGUCGAGGAGAUCCGUGGUCUCAUGGAUGACCCCAAGAACAUCCGUAACAUGUCCGUCAUUGCUCACGUCGAUCACGGAAAGUCUACCCUCACCGACUCUCUCGUCCAGCGUGCGGGUAUCAUCUCCGCCUCCAAGGCUGGAGAGGCCCGUUUCACGGAUACCCGAGCCGACGAGCAGGAGCGUGGUGUCACGAUCAAGUCGACCGCCAUCUCCCUGUACGCCCAGCUCAAGGACGUCGAGGACCUGAAGGACAUCCCCGUCCCCACCACCAAGAACGACUUCUUGAUCAACUUGAUCGACUCGCCCGGUCACGUUGAUUUCUCGUCUGAGGUCACUGCUGCCCUCCGUGUCACCGAUGGUGCGCUCGUUGUCGUCGACACCAUCGAGGGUGUCUGCGUCCAGACCGAGACUGUGCUCCGCCAGGCUCUUGGUGAGCGCAUCAAGCCCGUCGUCAUCAUCAACAAGGUCGAUCGUGCUCUUCUCGAGCUCCAGCUCACCAAGGAGGAUCUGUACCAGAACUUCUCCCGUGUCAUUGAGUCUGUCAACGUCGUCAUUGCCACUUACUACGACAAGGCUCUUGGUGACGUCCAGGUCUACCCCGAGAAGGGCACCAUCGCCUUCGGUUCCGGUCUUCACGGCUGGGCCUUCACCAUCCGCCAGUUCGCCAACCGAUAUGCCAAGAAGUUUGGUGUCGACAAGAACAAGAUGAUGGAGCGUCUUUGGGGUGACAGCUACUUCAACCCCAAGACCAAGAAGUGGACCAAGAUUGGCACUCACGAGGGUAAGCCCCUUGAGCGUGCUUUCAACCAGUUCAUCUUGGACCCCAUCUUCCGCAUCUUCCAGUCGGUCAUGAACUUCAAGACCGACGAGAUCCCGACUCUGCUCGAGAAGCUUGAGAUCAAGCUUACCAGCGACGAGAAGGAUCUCGAGGGCAAGCAACUUCUCAAGGUCGUCAUGAGGAAGUUCCUUCCCGCUGCCGACGCUCUCCUCGAGAUGAUGAUUCUCCAUCUUCCCUCUCCCGCUACUGCCCAGAGGUACCGUAUGGAGACUCUGUACGAGGGCCCCCACGACGACGUCAACGCCAUCGGUAUCCGAGACUGCGACGCCAACGGUCCCCUCAUGUUGUACGUUUCCAAGAUGGUGCCCACCUCCGAUAAGGGUCGUUUCUACGCCUUCGGUCGUGUCUUCUCCGGCACUGUCAAGUCUGGCCUCAAGGUCCGCAUCCAGGGUCCCAACUACGUUCCCGGAAAGAAGGAUGAUCUCUUCAUCAAGGCCAUCCAGCGUACCAUUCUCAUGAUGGGUCGUUUCGUCGAGCCCAUCGAGAACGUGCCUGCUGGUAACAUUCUCGGUCUCGUCGGUGUCGAUCAGUUCUUGCUCAAGUCUGGUACCCUCACCACCAACGAGACUGCCCACAACCUCAAGGUCAUGAAGUUCUCCGUGUCCCCAGUUGUCCAGCGUUCGGUCGAAGUCAAGAACGCUCAGGAUCUUCCUAAGCUCGUUGAAGGUCUCAAGCGUCUCUCCAAGUCUGACCCUUGCGUCUUGACCUACAUCUCCGACUCCGGUGAGCACGUUGUUGCCGGUGCCGGUGAGUUGCAUUUGGAGAUUUGCUUGAAGGAUCUCGAGGAGGACCACGCUGGUGUCCCUCUCCGUAUCUCCGACCCCGUCGUGCAGUACCGUGAGACUGUCGCCGCCACUUCCAGCAUCACUGCUCUGUCCAAGUCGCCCAACAAGCACAACCGUCUCUACGUCAUUGCUCAGCCUUUGGACGAGGAGGUCUCUCAGGCGAUUGAGAGCGGCAAGAUUGCCCCCCGUGACGAUAUCAAGGCUCGUGCCCGUAUCCUAGCUGAUGAGCAUGGUUGGGAUGUCACCGAUGCCCGUAAGAUUUGGUGCUUCGGUCCCGACACCACUGGUGCCAACUUGCUCGUCGAUCAGACCAAGGCUGUCCAGUACCUGAACGAAAUCAAGGACUCUGUUGUCUCUGGUUUCCAGUGGGCCACCAAGGAGGGUCCUGUUGCUGAGGAGCCCAUGCGCUCCAUCCGCUUCAACAUCAUGGAUGUCACUCUCCACGCCGAUGCUAUCCAUCGUGGUGGCGGUCAGCUCAUCCCCACUGCGCGUCGUGUGCUCUACGCCGCCACUCUCCUCGCCGAGCCCGCUCUGCUGGAGCCGGUGUACCUGGUCGAGAUCCAGGUGCCCGAACAGGCCAUGGGUGGUAUCUACGGUGUGCUCACCCGCAGGAGAGGUCACGUCUUCGAGGAGAACCAGCGUGUUGGUACUCCUCUCUUCAACAUCAAGGCCUACCUCCCCGUCAACGAGUCUUUCGGCUUCACCGCCGAUCUCCGCUCAAACACUGCUGGUCAGGCCUUCCCACAGCAAGUCUUCGAUCAUUGGCAGAUUCUCCAGGGUGGCUCGCCACUUGACGCGACAACAAUGGUUGGCAAGAUUGUGCACGACAUGCGGAAGCGCAAGGGUAUCAAGGUUGAGGUUCCGGAUGUUUCCAACUACUACGACAAGCUAUAGAGGAAAGCUACCAAAAUUGUUAGAUUUCCUUUCGUUGCGAUUAUGGGGCAUCCUACAGUCAUGGGCAAGUUCGUGGCCGCUGGUCGUUGUUUGACACAAACGGCUCCCUUUUGGAGCAACCAGAACUAGUAAAUGUCGGUCCGGGCAGUUGGCCCAUGAUUCCAGCCGGGUUAUCAGUGGGCUUUGGUCUCAAGAUACGGAUGAUGAACCCUUUUCCUUGCAUGUUCUGAGUGUAAUAUAGUUGGAACCAAAUCAAGCUAUAUUGCACAG